GACAUGUGCAUCCCAGAACUGUCUCCGCAAUCUCCAUACACCUGCACAUACCCAGCAUUGUAGUAACCCUUUCUCCUCCCUCAAAACUCUAAUUCCACGAAACAAUGGCAUCAACAACCUUCGCACUCGCACCCUCUGCUCAAAGCUUCCAGCGGCCGCCUAUGGCAUCCUAGCACUCCUGCACACGAUGAAAGGCCUUGACCAGUUCAAACAUCCAACCAUGCGUACCCUACCAAUUGUGCUGCGCGGCGCUAGCAAGAUAGGAUGGUACGAGGGGAGUGGGUUUUUUGUGAUUAUGAGUAUUCUGAAUUACAAGUGGGCGCAGACUGGCAUCUAUGAUGUGUAUGAUAAGGGUAUUGCGGGUAUCCUGGUUGGUAUGAUGGCUGCUGCGGGCGGAGCUUACUGGAGGAGUAAUGAUAAGCCUACGGCUAUGGUUUUGGGCUUUGUUGCCAUUCUACAGGCGCUUGGUGUGAGGAAUGGGUGGUACGAUCGCUUUGCUUAGGGUUGAGGCACUGUACUGGCAUUAUGUGAUAUGUUGCGCGUAUACUUGUAUGAACCAACUGAUCACUUUCACAUGAAAA
Pyrenophora tritici-repentis Pt-1C-BFP is the source of this 581-nucleotide messenger RNA. The record is from RefSeq and is a predicted model, not a curated record. NCBI's taxonomy places the organism in Eukaryota, Fungi, Ascomycota, Dothideomycetes, Pleosporales, Pleosporaceae.